Phymastichus coffea is the source of this 1225-nucleotide messenger RNA. RefSeq names its product acyl-CoA Delta-9 desaturase. The record is from RefSeq and is a predicted model, not a curated record. The transcript has 6 exons. Gene Ontology annotation, molecular function: iron ion binding; stearoyl-CoA 9-desaturase activity. Gene Ontology annotation, cellular component: endoplasmic reticulum membrane. Bases 139 to 1110 code for a protein of 323 amino acids. Gene Ontology annotation, biological process: unsaturated fatty acid biosynthetic process. Lineage: Eukaryota; Metazoa; Arthropoda; Insecta; Hymenoptera; Eulophidae.
UUUCCAAACGGUGGCCACAACACUCGACUCCGACGCAUCCAGUAUCCUUUCCGAAUCGCGGUCUCGGACUGCUAGCAACGUUCUUCAUUUUUUUUCUCAUUCUUUCGUCCUUAGAUUCAGCCAAAUCGACCGGUGAUAAUGCCAGCGGAGCACGUGAACCACUUAAAGAGGGACAUUCAUUGGCCUACCGUUUUAUAUUAUAUACAUUUGCACGCGCUUGGGCUCUACGGUCUGAUAUUACUCUUUACCGAAGCCAAAUGGAUGACUCUGUUUUUCACUGCCUUCGUGAUUCUGUGGGGAGCCCUUGGCAUCACGGUCGGAGCGCACAGGCACUGGGCUCACACCGCUUUCCAGGCGUCGGGCCUCGUCAGGCUGAUCCUCAUGAUCGGCCACACGUUUGCCGGCGUGGGCAGCAUAUACGACUGGGUGUUGGCGCACAGGACCCACCACCUGUACUACGGGACCGAGCGCGAUCCGUACAACCACAAGAAAGGCUUCUGGUACAGCCACCUCAUAAGCAACAUGCUCUCCAACCAUCCGGAUAAGGAGAAGCUGGACAGAGACAUUGACAUGACCGACGUCGACUCCGACGGCUACGUGAUAACUCAGAGAUGGUUUUACUGGCUGCUGUUCCCGAUCGUGGGCCUGCUACUGCCGAUCAACGCACCGGCCGAGUACUGGGGCGAAUCGAUCAGGAACGCCGUCUUCAUACUGGGCUUCUUUCGGCUGGCGGUGCUGUGCAACUUCUCCUGGCUGGUCAACAGCUCGAUGCUGAUCUGGGGCCUGAAGCCCGGUGACAAGUAUCCGCCGGAGGACAACACGAUAUUCCUGCUGAGCAAGUCCUACUGGCCGAAUUACCACUACAUGCUGCCGUGGGACUACAAGUGCGGCGAAUUCGGCACUUACGACCGCGGCUGCAGCACCUUCUUCAUCAAGAUCUGGGAGAACCUCGGCCUCGUCGACUCCCUCAAGACGGCCUCGAGCGACGCCAUUCGCGAGGCGCUCUACAAGGCCGCCAGCAAAAAGUGCGACAUCGCCGAGUCGCUCGAGUCGGUGAGGAAGAUCGCCGAGGAGGAAGCCGCCAAGGCCAAGCUUCGCUACCGACACUGACGCCCCGGCGCUCGCUGGCUCGCCCUCUCGUCGACUCCCGAUCCCGGCGCCCACUUGAUUGUUCUCCGUGCAACGAAUAAAGCCGCAUUGUCGUUUCUUUUUUCUACGAAGGAAA